AGCUGCAUCAGCUGUUCGCGUUUUUGUUUACAGCCGGCGCUUUUGAUUCGGAAUUAUUGUUUUGUUUCAGUAUUAAUUAUUACUAGGCUUUUUUUCAAUUUCUUAAAAGCUAGAAAAAUUAAAGUUUCUAAACAAAUUACAUAUCUGCCACAAAAUUAGCGAACAAAAAGAUAUCGUACCUCACAAUGAGGAAAAAACGACGAAAGAAAAAUCUGAUACGGGCGAUAUGCCUCCACCAAGUUCUCCAAUGUCUGCUGACAGUGAGUUGGACAUCACCAGCGAAAAGUUUGACCCAUUACGCGCGCUAUAUGCUCCAGGAUACUGCAUUAGUGAAAAAAAGCCAAAAGUAAUUUACCAAAAUUUGGCUGCUUUUGAAAGUGCACUUAAACGUUUCGGUAUUAUGAACCUUAACAAGCGUAAUGCACCAACUGUAAACCAAAACAUACCAAAAGAAGAUGGUGGUUCAAGUACAUCGAGCGUUAAGCCAAGUAUUUCUAAACAAAGACCAAUACCAAUAAUCCCCGAAGAGACGCAGCAACGUCGAUUCCAACCACAUCAAAUGCCUAUUAAAGGAAGUGCACGCAAAGUAAAGGAUAUGCAUAAUAUGUUUACAUAUCUGGAUGGAGUGCCUGGACCAAUGAUAGCAUUAAAGCAUUCAAUGAAAGGACAACGUCGUGUGCGUGUGUUAGUGCGGAAUGAACAUGGCAUACGUGGAAGUUUGGAAGGGUGGCUUAUAUGGUUCGACAAGUUCUGGAACUUAUGGCUACGCAACGUAGAUGAAGUAUGGCAACGUCGUAAAUACAAAUAUGGCGAAAAUAAGGUCUGUGGUGAACCGCGAGAUUGCAGUUUGAGAUUACAUGAGCUUGGUAUUGAGUUGCCGCGGCAGCAGGUGAGGAGCAUCAAUAGAAAAACUGUAGAAAUCCGGAGGCAGUUGCCGCAACUUUUCGUGCGCGGCGAACAGGUAGCUUUAGUGAUAUUAUCAGAAAAUGUAGCGGCAACCGAAACUGAUAUGUGAAAUAUGUUUUGAAGGAUACCUACUUCUAAUUAAUCUAAGAAACUAAAGUGAAUUAUAACGUUUGUAAAAAAUGUACACCUUUAUUUCAGUAACUGAAUUUUUCACAUUGCUGCUACAUAUAUUUAUGUAUUUUAAAUCUAAAUAAAGUACAGAUUAAUUCAUUGUAGAA
Molecule: messenger RNA, 1184 nt
Organism: Rhagoletis zephyria (snowberry fruit fly)
Lineage: Eukaryota; Metazoa; Arthropoda; Insecta; Diptera; Tephritidae
Gene: Lsm11
Product: U6 snRNA-associated Sm-like protein LSm11
Biological process (GO): mRNA 3'-end processing by stem-loop binding and cleavage
Cellular component (GO): U7 snRNP
Molecular function (GO): U7 snRNA binding
Source: RefSeq, a predicted model, not a curated record